Culex quinquefasciatus (southern house mosquito) is the source of this 8441-nucleotide messenger RNA. RefSeq lists its product as uncharacterized. NCBI's taxonomy places the organism in Eukaryota, Metazoa, Arthropoda, Insecta, Diptera, Culicidae. The transcript is spliced from 11 exons. The record is from RefSeq and is a predicted model, not a curated record. Bases 76 to 8373 code for a protein of 2765 amino acids. Gene Ontology annotation, molecular function: zinc ion binding; DNA-binding transcription factor activity, RNA polymerase II-specific; RNA polymerase II transcription regulatory region sequence-specific DNA binding. Gene Ontology annotation, biological process: regulation of transcription by RNA polymerase II. Gene Ontology annotation, cellular component: nucleus.
AACACUGCAGCCUGUUUGUUUGACAGGUCGCGAAAUGAAAAGUCCGAACAUACGCGUUUCAGUUUUCCGCUAAAAAUGGAUCAAGAUCUCGAUUUUUUUGUGCUGGAUCCCCGUUGCCGCCUGUGCCGGUCACCGGAUGCGACCGGCGGCAGGACGUUCGUGAACGAGAAGGACCACCAGCAGCGCCGGCUCGUGUCGGAAAUGAUCAGCAGCUGCACGGCGGUCAAGAUAUACGACCACGACCGGUUGCCCCAGCACGUUUGCGGCCCAUGUCUGGAGAAACUGCGCGAGGCUUACGCGCUGUGGCAGCGGUGUCUGGCGUGCCAAAAGAGCGAUUUUCGGUGCCAGGCGGGGAAGGAGGACGAAUUCUUGCGGUGCCGGAUCUGUCACGCUGAAGAGUGCGACGAGCUGUUUUCGCUCGAUUGUCCCGGAAGGGUCGAGGAAGCGCCGAUUGGCGACAUGCUGCUAGAUUUUGCGAAUGUGAUGGUUGUUCCCGGGGACGGACUGGCUGCGUACGUUUGCGAUGGUUGUCUGGAGCUGCUGGAGAGAGCGAGGGUGUUCAAGCGGGAGUGUCUGCAGGCGGAAGUUGCGUUUUUGAACGAUACCAUUCACGCUUGGGAGAAAAUGGAGUUUCAGGAAGGACAGCCUUCGCAUCUGGUGGUGGAGUUGUUUGCGAAACCAAUCUUUGAAACGCCCAAGCUGGUUCGAUGUUCGGUUUGUAGCUUGAAACGCCCCAUUCGGCAGAUUGCGAAGCACUGCGAGGGAUGUAAGCUAGAUUUUGAUGGCCUGGAGCCAAGCAGUGAGUGUGAAACAGAUGAGAAGGUUGAACUACUGGUGGUCGUGGACUCGGGCAACGAUGAAGAGAGCGAGGUACAGGCGAAACGGCCGCGGAUGGCAGACAAGAAGCAAUCACCGGUCAAACGGGUUGUGUCACAGUCUUCAGCUAAGACCAUGCAAAGAAAUCAAGAGGAUCCAAACGCGGUGCAUGCCCGAAGCAUUUCCCGAAAUUUGACAAAGUUAAACCAGAAGAUCGAGCAACACUUCCAGAUUGUUUCGAGUCCUCCGGGUGCCACCUACCAGACCAUGCGCCUCAAAUCGUUCCUAUGCUGUGGCUGUAACCGGUUCCUGAUUAACCAAGAAGCUUUUCGUAAGCACUUGCGUGAAUUUCACCCCAAACCAACGAUCCAAUCGGAAUUCGUCUGCGGCAUUUGCAACUCCGCGUUCGGAUCGAAGAAGCUCUUACUGGCGCACAGGGACAAACUGGGCGCUCGGUUGUACAACUACUGUAAAAUCUGUGACAUCGUUCUGCUGGAGGAGCGCAGCUUCGUGCGGCAUCAAAUGAUGAACCACUUGACCGAUCGGCAGUUGAAGGAAAUCGAGCAGCAAUUCAUCAGGAACGUUACGACCAAGUGCCGAUCCGUUGAGUCGGUGCCGGAUGGUGACGCAACGUGUGACGAUUGUGGAAAAAGCUUUGCCACGGAGGAAGACUUGUCCGGUCAUCGGUACGAGAGCUUCCAGUUCACCUGUCAGCAAAAGGGCUGCAGUUACGUGACCAAGAACAGAGAGUUUAUGAUUGUGCACUGUGUCGUCGGUGACCACAGCAAGCAAAAGUCCGAAUCAACGACGAGCAUCGUCGAAGAGCCUCCAAAGGAACUCGACGAAGAUACCUUCAUGGUGGAACUGGAAGAUGGCGUCGAGGACGCAGAUUCUGACUGGGAGCCCGAUCUUAUCUACGACACGGAAUGGAUUCGUCCGGAUAGCGUCAAACGUCAGGUAACGCUUCAAUUCCCCAGCAAAAAUCCGUCCAAGCCACAGUUGGAUGAGGAUGCGAUCGCAAUCUCGUCGUGUCGCGCCAACUUGGAGAAAAGGUCCCUGAGAAUGGAGGACGUGUUCGAACUACUCGAGACCAAUCCGAGCGGCAUUCAUCAGUACGUCCGACGGAAGACGCCCUUCUGCUGUGGCUGUAAUCGGUUCGUCCUCUCUAACGAAGCAUUCCUGAAGCACCUGGAAACGUUCCACCCCAAAAAGCCAACGGAUUCCAAAUUCGUUUGCCACAUCUGUCACACGUCGUUCACGGUGAAGAAGAACUUCAAAGCCCACAUAGACAAAAAGGACUGCCACGUGUACAACUACUGCAAACCGUGCGAUAAAAUCGUGCUGGACGAAAAGACCUACGUCAAGCAUCAGCUCAGCGUGCACUUGACGAACCGGCAAAAGGCGGAACUCGAGAAGCAAAUCGCACCGGUAACCGUAAAAAGGUGCACCUACCACUCGCGCAUCUCCUUCUCCGGACUCAUGGGCAAGCGCACGAACUUCCGGUGCAACUUCUGUCGGCGUUACUUCGCGUCGCAGGCCUCGCUGGAUGGGCAUAUGCAGGACGUCGUCGAGUACGCGUGUCUGGCCGAGGGUUGCGAGAUCCAGUCGCGCCACCGGCAGAGCAUGAUCGUGCACUGCAGCCUGGGAAAUCACCGCCAGCAGCCGAGGGGCGAGAUGAAGGAGUUGAACUUCCGGCAGAGGUCGAUGCUGUUCGACGAGGCGCUGCCGGUGGCGGCCGAACGGGUCGAGGACCUGUCUCAAGUGGCCAUUCCCAUGAAGCAGCUGCGCAUAUUUUUGAAGGGAAAUUCGCUGCAAAUGGAAGACAUAUUCGGGAUUCAGAAGGACAUCGACAACCAGUACGUGCACUGCAUUAAGCUGCUGCGCAAAAAGCCGUUGUGCUGCGCCUGUAAUUUGAUGUUCAUGAGCGAACAGGCGCUGUCCAGCCACAUGCAGAGCGAACACACGGAACGUCCCGAGCCCGGUGUUGACCCGGAGCUGGUUUGCAAGCUUUGCUACACGGUGUUCGGGAAGCGAGCGUUGCUCAAGUUUCACACUGACCGGCUGCAGACUAAGAGCAGUCAGUUCACCUACUGCAAGCUGUGCGAUGCUAUUGUGCUUGCGAAGAGCUUCACCCGCCACAACUUUAAGCGACACCUGACCGAUGAGAAGAUGAGCGAACUCGAGGGCCAAUUCACUGCGGUGUCGUCGUACGGCUGUCGAGAUGCCGAUUCCCUGACGGAAAUCGACGAAGGUAGAUACAAGUGCGCGUGCAAGUGCGGGAAAAAGUUCGAGUCGAUUCUUUCCGCCAGAGCUCACCAGGCCGGAAGUCAGGACGUGAUGCUGUACUGUAAAGUCGAGGGCUGCCGGUUCCAGACCAGCAAGAAGAUGGAAAUAUUUGAACACUGUAUGGAGGAAGCUCACGAGGUGCCAGCGAACCCCGAAGAUCAAGAGGCAGAUGAUGAGAUUUGCUUCUCGGAACGGGAAAUGGUUUACUUUAAGUGCUGUUUUUCGAGGUGCUUCAGGAAGUUUGCCGCUGAAGAUAGUUUGCUCGCACACUUUGCGACACAUGCUCCUGCACCGGCGGAUCUGGAGCCCAACACAUGCCACAUCUGUGGAGAGACUUUUUCAAGCGAUGAAGAUUUUCUGGCUCACAUGGAUCGACGCUAUACCGUCAAAAUGUUCCGAUGCGUCAAUAAACCUUGCAAGUAUCAGUCCGAGUUUUUGCCUAACGUCCAGUUGCACUACAGGUCGUGCAAAGGGCUCGUUCUGCGAAAAGCAUGGAAAUGUCCAAAGGACAAAAUUCCGGAACAUUUAGUGAAGGUUGGCCAACUGGACGAGAUGAUCGAUAUUAUCGAAGGCAAAGGACCGUUCUGCUGCGGUUGCCGUCAAGUGCUGGGAAGUGAAGCUGAACUCCAGGAGCAUCUGCAACGGGAGCACGCGACCCGUGAUCCGGCUCGUCCCUUGCACUGUCCCACGUGUAACAAAGGCUUCAAGCUAAAGAGCUUCCUGGAGAACCAUAUGCGGGAGUCUGCUGAGCGUAGAUAUUAUCACUGCCGUAUUUGCAAAACCCUGCUGCUGAACGAGCUGCAGGUGAAGCACCACAAAACGUACAUCCACGCCUUCGAAGACCCGUCCGAGCUCACGGAGUUCUACGACACGAUCACGUCGGAUUUGCUGCCCUGCUGCGGCUGCGAUGCAAAGUUCGCGACACAGGAUGAGCUUGCGCUGCACUGCUCACUCGCCCAUCCGGCGCCCAGUAUCUUAAAUCGGCUGCUGUGUCCCAACUGCCACCUGCAGCAGUCAAGUUUGAAGUCAAUGACCAGCCACUGUGCCAAGUACGGCAGUAAGACGUACUACAAGUGCAAGAUUGGUGACUGCAGGCUGCAAACAAAGAUUUUGUCCAUAAUUCAACGGCACGUGUCGGCGGCGUCGCACGAGGACCAAGGGGGAAGUUACCGAAAAUAUCUGGAGAACCAGCAAACGUUUUACUGCUGCGUGGUGAAUUGUACGUUUUCCAGCGAGUUGUACGAUUUGCUCAUUGAUCACGGCAUCGCCGAACACGCGAAGGAACGUGAGCAUCUCAGCGCCAAGCGCAGGGAUCGACCACUCACGUGUCCCGUGUGCUGCAAAGGUUUCAACGAGGAGAAACAAAUGAUCAACCACCGAAACGGCGCGAUUCUCGUGGCCUGUGAAAUUUGCAAAAACAAGACGCCAGCACCGGACUUUGCUGCCCACCUGGAAGAGUGCAGGCGAACCUACUCGAAGGCGUGCCCACAUUGUCCAGAAGUGUUCGCGACCUAUGGCGAAUUCGUGAAACAUAACAACCAACUCCACGGACAUGCAAGACCUAAGAAGAAAGUAGUUUGCAGCAUUUGCGGAAUGCUGGUGGUUGAAAAUAUUCUGGCAGAUCACAUAGCAUCGCACGAAAACAAGCGUGCCUGGAAGUGCAACCAGUGCUCGUUAGCGUUCAACACCAAAACUAAUCUGAGCCUGCACGAGCGUCGCGUCCACACCACCGAGCGGAAGUACCGGUGCACGGUUGUGGGCUGCGACAAAACGUACCGCUACGACAUUGACCGCGUUCGGCACGAAAAUGUGGUACAUUUCAACCUGAAGCCGUUCGCGUGCGCCGAAUGUCCGGAAGCGUUCGUGCGAAAUCGUGACCUGCAGCUGCACAUGCGGCUGCACACCGGUCGGAAGCUGUACACCUGCCAGAGGUGCCGGGCCGAGUACGACCGGAAGAGCGAAUUUGUGGCGCACCAGGAGCGGUGCGGGGAAGCAAGGUACGACGAGGACGUUUCGGCGUACGAGGAGUACAUUGAGGAGGAGAUUGUUUCCAAUGUGGGAAUCUGGCAGCACUGCUCCAUCGAAAGUGACAGUUGCGGUUGUUUGUUUACGUUUUUGCUCAAUGUCGAGUGCGAAAGUGAACGCUUAAAAAUGGAUCCCCGGUGCUGCAUUUGCCUCGAAACGAAUGUGGCCGAGCUGGUUCCGGUGUCCUGCCAGGUGGCAACGCGCCGUAAAACCGCACACGAGAUGAUGCAGGCGCUUGUUUCUACCCACAUUGGAACGCUCCCAGUGCGACGGUCCGUCGAGCUCGAUGCGACGCUGUGCGAUGGCUGUCUUGGUCGACUGGAUCAGGCCUAUUCGAUGUGGAUCGCUUGCAGUGAAGCCAUUUUGGGACUUAAAAUGAAGGAAAAUUGCAGUCGUUGUUGUAUUUGCCGCACGACCGAUGCGUCUCAGUUGGUUCCGGCGCGUUCGGUAUGUACGACGUGGGAUGUUACUAUAAGUUGUAUGUAUCACUUUAUGACCGCCGUUGAGCUACAAGAUGGUGUCGAUUUCGCGUUGUACGUUUGUCGAUCUUGUCUAGACGAUCUGGACGAAGCAUACGAGUUCAAAUCGAAACUGUUAAAGUCGGAUUGUGAGGUGAUCACUUGCUUGCUUAAGCCCUGGCAGAAAAUGGACUUUGAAGACGGUAGUCCAGCGCGUUUGGUAGUCGAUAUGUUCGCUGAAAUAGUAGUAGAACCAGGUUGUACAAUGCAACAAUGUUCCGUCUGCGGGUUGGAAGUUGAAACCAGUCAGUUGGCGGAGAAAUGUGGUGGGUGUCAGCUGAAAAUAAAAGAUUUUAAACCGGAAACGAUGGUAGCCGAAGAGGAGGAAACUUCACUAGGUGAUAACGAUUACUAUGAUGACGCGGCUGGAGAUGUUAGUGAUAUUGAGAUAAAAUACGACAUCAUUGAAAGUUUCAGCAGUGAUGAAAGCGAAUCGGAAUCGGUUCCCGCAAGGAAAAUACGUAGAACGAACAAGGACAAUCCCAAGAAAUCGAAACCCACUCCAAAGAACCGGAUUUGCGAGAGACAAGCUAUCGAAAAACUGUUUGACGUUGUCCUUGCCUCACCGGAUGGUCCCUUUUUGGAAGUGCGACGUAAAGGUCCUGUUUGCUGUGGAUGCAUGGAGUUUUUCCUUAACGAGGACGAAUACCACGAGCACAUGAAACGAGAUCAUCCCAAGCAGGAGGAUCAACAGGAGCCGCAUGUGUGCAAAGUUUGCCAUUUUAGCUUUGAAACCGCUUUCCACCUGGAGAUGCAUAAGCGACGAUUGAUGACAAAGGUUUACUUCUAUUGCACGGCGUGCAAAGUUCUUCUAUUUUCUCGGUCCAUAUUCAAACAACAUAAGAUAUUGAAGCAUACCUCGGAGCAGAAUGAAACGGAAGCCGAGGGAAGGUAUGCGAUCGAGAACGAAGUUCGAUACGAAUGCUGCGUCAAAGGCUGCAACGUGAUGCGUUCGUCAAAGGAAAUGCUGGAUAAACAUCUCGACGCAACCCACAAACCCAGACCGGAAGAGCCCAACAUGUGCCGGUAUUGUGCCCGGACCUUCAAGUACCGGUCCGACUACGAGCUACACGUGGAGAGGCGCAGCGAUCGACCCAAAUACGUGUGCCGAAUCGACGACUGCACGUACGAGUCCAAUCGCAAGCGUACGAUCGUUUCGCACUGUACAGCCAGGCAGCACAUCAAGCCCAUCCGAGUCGGUAUGAAGUCCGCCCGAAGGGCCAACAUGAGCGCUCCGGAUUUGAAGCAUUUCGUCGUCGUUGAAACGAUCGGUGAUCGACUCGACGUUAUGAAGUGCACCGCAGUGGCGUGCUGCAAUUGUACUCUGUUUUUCGAUACGCAAGACGCACUGCGGAAACACGUGGAAGAUGCUCAUGCAGUCAAAGACUCACUUCCCUUCCGGUGUCAAGCUUGCAACAAAGGUUUCUCGAAACAGCUCGUUCUCGUUCGACACAACAACGAACACAAAGAGAAGCGGUACUACUACUGUCGGCCGUGCAAAGCGUUCAUUUGGGACUUCCGGCUCGUCGAUCAUCACAACGUGGACGCACAUGCCAAGGAAGACUCGGUCGCAGAUGAUCGAUUCGAGCAGACCACCAGUGUCUAUCAGAUUUGCUGUGGCUGUGACAAGCAGUUUGAAACGGAGCAGGAACUUGCAGAUCACCGGAAGCGAGAACACCUGGGGGUGAAACAAGUUCCCAAACUGCUUAAAAGAAGAACAUGCGAGCAUUGUCACAAACGUUUUCGAAGUGUGCGAAAGUUGGAGGAGCACAUCGAACAGUACGAGGAAAAGGCAGUCUACAAGUGCAAGAAAGGCGAUUGCACUUUUGAAAGCAUGUCUCGCGUUGCAAUUGUCAAACAUGUAGGUGGGAAGACUCAUUUCGACUCAAGUGGACGUAAAAAGUAUCAGCGAACAGCCAGAAGUCAAGCUCAACCCAAGCGAACAGUCAAGAUUGCGUGCUGCGUCUGUGGAGUGCAGCAAGCUUCCGAGGACGAGGUGAUCGAGCAUGCAAAGCGCGAUCAUGAAGAUAAGAUCGCCUUGUCGGCGCAGAAGUACAAAGAUCUUCCGCACAAAUGCCCGGUGUGCUACAGGGGGUUCAAAACUGCGGCGAAACUGCUGUACCAUCGAAGCCACCUGAUGCGGCACUGCAAAAAUUGCCAGAAACAAUUUGGCUUGACCGAGUUGGAAGCGCACUUGGUCGAGUGCAACAAGGCAUCCGUAACCAUGUGCGAUCUUUGCGGCAUGGAGUUUGCAAAUCAGCGGACCUUGGAACUGCACAACCUCCUCAAGCAUCAACAGGGGUCGGUGUUGCAGGUGUGUCCGGUGUGUGGCAAAAGUCUGUCCCAAUCCGGAAUGCGGGCCCAUCUGGCGGCGCACGAGAACAAGCGGCUGUGGAAGUGCGAGCAGUGUCCGUUGAGCUUCAACUACAAAGCGAUUUUCGACAGGCAUCAGUUGAUACACACUGGGGAAAAGCAGUACCAGUGUCGUUACGGGUGCUCGAAUCGCUAUCGGGCACCGGGGGAUCGGGUACGUCACGAAAACCAGAAACACCUGGGCAAGCUGCCGUUUGCGUGCCAGCUGUGUCCGGAAAAGUUUGUGCGUGAGCGCGAUCUGCGCCUGCACGAACGGAAGCACACCGGACUGAGGCUGUAUCCUUGUGCCACGUGUGAGGCGAGCUUCGAUAAGCAAAGCGAGCUGAAGGAUCACAUUUUGGAGUGUGGAUGUUGAUUUGUUGUUUGAAUUAACGUUUGACGUUUGAAUUUGAUUAGAUUUUGGGUUUUUGUUUUGCUUCGAAA